AUGACAGGACAAAUCGGCGCUCCAUCUUUUGACAGUGAUGUGGACUUUUGCACACUGGGCAUGUUCAUCCUCGAUGAUAUUGACUUCGGGGGCAUUAGACCUAAUGUCAAGAACAUCCUCGGGGGUGCAGCGUCUUUCGCGGUUGUCGGCGCUCGCCUAGUCGCUGGAAAGGAACACUCCCACUCUGUUAGCUGGAUUGUCGAUGUUGGCUCUGACUUUCCCUCCGACGUUCUGGAUGUCAUCAAUACCUGGGGCACGGCAUGCGUGAUGAGGGAAGACAAUAGCCGAUUAACCACCAGGGCUUGGAAUGGCUACGGUCCCAAUGAGAAGCGCGACUUCAAAUACUUGACCCCUAAAUUACGACUGGAACCUUGGAUGCUAUCCGAUGCCCAGGUCUUCUCCAAAACAUUUCACAUGGUCUGUUCCGCAGAACGUUGCGUCUCUAUUGUGCAAAAUAUACUGCAGCGGCGAGAAGAACUACGACGAGAAGGCAAAGCACCUUCCAGUAGCCAGGCUUCAGAGAGGCCCUUCUUUGUUUGGGAACCUGUGCCUGAUCUCUGCACACCCGAAGAGCAAGAAAAGUUUUUUGUCGCAAACCGGGUAGUAGAUGUGGUAAGCCCUAAUGAACUGGAGCUGGGAAUGAUGUUUGGACAGACGGGGUGGAAUGAAGAGAGCGCAUUUGGGAAAGAUAUCGUGAAACGCAUCCUUGAUUCGGGCAUUGGCCCGAACGGAAAUGGGCACUUGGUUAUUAGAGCAGGAAAGGAUGGAAGCUAUGCAUUCGCAAGAGGUCAGAGGAUAUGGUUGCCCGCUUACCAUGAGCCAGAUACUUCAGCAAAUACGCCAGUAGUCGAUCCGACUGGUGCAGGUAAUUCUUUCUUGGGUGCACUGACUCAAGGAAUGGUGACUGCUGAUAGGAUCCCAACCAAGAUCGUUGGCUCAGUGCUUGCAGGAUCAGCUGUCUGGGAAAGGGCAUUGGAAGCGUUGGGCAAGCAGGGUUAUAUACUGUCCUCUCUGAUAUUCGCCACAGUUGCCGCAGGUUUUGUGGUGGAGCAGAUUGGAGUACCCCAUCUGUCUACGUCUACCGAUGAAAGAGAACUUUGGAACGGAACUGAAUUCACGGAACGAGUCCGUCUGUACACGCAGCGAUUGUAUCGAACACUUGAAGAGUCUCCCCAGAAGCACUUUCAGAUCAAUUGA
This is a messenger RNA of Aspergillus nomiae NRRL 13137, 1197 nucleotides long. Its product is annotated as ribokinase family protein. The transcript has 3 exons. The coding region runs from base 1 to 1197 and encodes 398 amino acids. NCBI's taxonomy places the organism in Eukaryota, Fungi, Ascomycota, Eurotiomycetes, Eurotiales, Aspergillaceae. The record is from RefSeq and is a predicted model, not a curated record.